AUGUCCAAUUUGAGUCGACACUGGCACCACAUGGAGGAGACGGAUGCGGCCGCGAAUUUCGAAAGAGCUCUUCAGGGCCUAACGGUGAAGGAGGACCCGCGUUGGGCACCAGUGGAAGAAACGACUUGCCAAGUUUUGUCUACGGCGCCCAACGAAUCGACUGAGGAGAAGGCGAGUGGGGUUGACGACGAUGACAAUGAUAUCAUAGCGCAAGCACUUCGGAAAGCGGGCGUUAUUUCCCCAACACCGCCAAAGCCUACUUGCUCUUCUGCGGUUACCUCUCAGCAAUCGGUACCAACUGACACAACUGGCUGCUACAACCCACUUCCGACUUACCACGAGCCUUCCUCCACUAAUCCCCCAACGAGCAAUGUCAGCAUUCCUGCUGUUGCUGGUCAAAGCAUUAGAAUAGUAAGGGUGCUCUCGGCCUCUUCGCCUUCACCUGCUCCACUUACCGCAGCUGGUACACUUCCUCCAUCGCCUCCUUCUCUCCCGCAUUCUCUUGCUACUCCAUGUCGAAAAAGGGCCAAUUCUGAGCAGAUUGCACAGCACAUUCCAAAGUGCAUGCGCUUUAGUAACGCCAAUCCCGAUACUGACGCAUCCGUCGCUACCUCUACUGCCGGUGCUGCCACCACCUCAAACACCACAACGAAACAUCCUUGUCGCCUACUAUGCCUGAGGGCACGGAGACCCACUUCGGUUCCUAGUAGCCAAUCUGUGCAAUUGGCAUCAAUAAGCACAACUGACCACUACAGCGCACCUCCCACCACGAUCUACCAGUGUCCGCCCAUCAACACCCAUACGGGGAAUGCCAACAUUCCUGCAGUUGCUGCACCACCCACAAGAAUAAUAAAGAUUCUCCCAUCUCCCUCACCUGCGCCUCGGUCUCAUCCACCUUCUUCACUACCUCCCUCCCUACCGCAUCCUCUUGCUACAGGAUCGCAAAUGGGAGGCAAUUGCGAGCAGAUUGCACAGCACUUCUCAAGGUAUAUGCAGUUCAGUAGCGUCAAUCCUGAUACUGCCGCAUCUGUCGCUGUGGCGGCAGUCAAUACCGCCACUGCUACUGCCGCUGCUGCUGCUGCUGCUGCUGCCGAUGCUGUCGCUGCCUCGAAUGCCACAAUGAACGAUCGUAUUCGCCCACCUCGUCGGAGGGCACGGAGACGCGCGUCGGCUCCUAGUAGCCAAACUCACUAG
This is a messenger RNA of Echinococcus granulosus, 1194 nucleotides long. RefSeq lists its product as hypothetical. The transcript has a single exon. Bases 1 to 1194 code for a protein of 397 amino acids. The record is from RefSeq and is a predicted model, not a curated record. Lineage: Eukaryota; Metazoa; Platyhelminthes; Cestoda; Cyclophyllidea; Taeniidae.